Messenger RNA from Drosophila novamexicana, 643 nucleotides. RefSeq lists its product as uncharacterized. NCBI's taxonomy places the organism in Eukaryota, Metazoa, Arthropoda, Insecta, Diptera, Drosophilidae. The record is from RefSeq and is a predicted model, not a curated record. The transcript has 2 exons. The coding region runs from base 129 to 419 and encodes 96 amino acids.
AGACACUUAAUAUUCAUUAACAUUUGUACUUUUGUUUCGUACGAGGAUCUGGGAAUUUGAAGCACAAAUCCAAAUCACGUAAAUUAAUAUCAUUUCAAGAACAAGUUGGAAUUGUUGACUAUUUUGACAUGUUUUCGAAAUGUCUUGUAAUAUACCAAAGCAAGUUGCCGUAUUCCAGUCGCAAAUUACAUCACCAAAAUAAGUCUAAGGCUCAAAUGGCUCAAAUCAAAAGCAACAUGAUGCAGCAGCGUAGAGAGCCGAAUCCAGAAUAUCAUCAUGCACCUAGCAGUUUUGUGCAGAACUUUAUAAAUCACCAUCAGCAAGGCAAAACCAAGGAUGCUCAACUGCACCAUUGGAAUGCGCGCUAUCGGUGGGCAGAUUUUCGCAGACGUAUGAUCUACGGUACGCAUGAUAUAUAAAGGAUAUUUCAUGAACCUUCACAAACUAUGUGAAGCUUAAGAAUGUUUCGAAAAAGGCAAUCUUUUGAAGGAGUAUCAAGAACAUUUUGGAUUUUUCCCCUUAUGCCCCAGUAUGCAAAAAUUUUGUUGUGUUACCAUCAUUAACAAUCAGAGAUAACAAAAACCAAGAUUUAGCAUAAAUACAUUGGAUAAAAACAACAUUCAAUUGAUUACAGAAGAAAUAA